Molecule: messenger RNA, 363 nt
Organism: Racocetra persica
Lineage: Eukaryota; Fungi; Glomeromycota; Glomeromycetes; Diversisporales; Gigasporaceae
Source: the annotation of a GenBank genome assembly
AAAACGACAAUAUGUUCAUUCAUUCUUGUUUCCAUAUUGUAUGCAGUUAGUUGUCGUGGAAAACAAAAGGCACAAGCCUUACUUUACUUUCGAUUUGACACAAAAGACCAGUUUGAAAUGCAUCUUUUGUGUAAAUCAAAGUUUAUGUGCACUGGAUUAGAUACGAGCCCUGAUGGCGAAUUUUUGAUUGUCAGUUUCCUUCGGACAAUUCGAAUUAUUAAAAUAAAAUUAAAUCAAAAAGGGCAAAAAUGGCCCAAAUAUACACAUCCAUCAAAUAUAACAAGCAUUGCGAUUCAUCCAUCAAAGCCUUAUAUAUCAAUCGGGGAUGAAUAUGGGAAAAUUACCAAUUUGUAUGCAGAAACU